Messenger RNA from Nannospalax galili (Upper Galilee mountains blind mole rat), 1130 nucleotides. RefSeq lists its product as uncharacterized. Bases 384 to 1130 code for a protein of 248 amino acids. The record is from RefSeq and is a predicted model, not a curated record. Gene Ontology annotation, biological process: virion assembly. NCBI's taxonomy places the organism in Eukaryota, Metazoa, Chordata, Mammalia, Rodentia, Spalacidae. The transcript is spliced from 4 exons.
UCCAGCUCCCUCCGCCGACGUCAGCGUCAGCACUGGCGAGGGAAGGGGCGGGGAGCGCAGGAAGCGGUCCUUCCUGCAGCGGCCGCCGCCAGCCGGAAUGGCAGCUCAGAGCCGGUGAGCUCCGCAGCGCAGCGCGGCGGCCCGGAGAGUUCCCCUCCCCUCCUCCGGUGCCCCCGCCUCCCUCCCAGCGAGGACAGCGAGGGCGACCGCUCUCGGCAGGACCCCCGGAAUCCGGGAAUGAAUGGCCGACCUUUGGGGCUGGUUGGCCUGAAGAGGGGACAUUCGACCUGCCAACCAUCUACAGAGUAAAGGAUAUAAUUUAUGGCCGUCCAGAACACCCUGAUCAGGCUGUGGUGCUGCUCACUGAAGCAGAGGACCAACAGAUGCAGUAUUGGCCAUUUGCAACUAGCGACCUCUACAACUGGAAGCUGCAGACAGCUAAAUUCCCUGAAAAGCACCAAGGUCUAAUUGAUUUGCUAGAAUCUGUUUUGUUUACCUACCAGCCCACUUGGGAUGAUAUGCAGCAGCUUUUGCAGGUCCUGUUCACCACUAAAGAAAGAGACCGGAUCCUGGUUGAAGCCUGCAAGCUGGUCCCUGGGGUGGAUGGGAAUCCCACCACCAAUCAGGCCCUGAUAGAUGAAGCCUUUCCCCUGGUUAGGCCGAAUUGGGACUUCAGAGUGGCUGAAGGUAAGGAGAGGCUCUGGAUCUACCGCCAGACUCUAAUGGGGGGUUUCCAGGUGGCCGCAAGGCAUCCCACCAAUCUGGCCAAGAUUAGUGGUGUGCAGCAAAGGAGAGCAGAAUCACCCGCAGCAUUCCUAGAAAGGAUCCUUGAGGCGUUCCAUACCUAUACUCCAAUGGACCCAGAAGCACCUGAGAAUAAGAAUGCAGUGAUCCUGGCAUUCAUGAACCAGUCUGCAACUGAUAUUAGGCACAAAUUGCAGAAAUUGGACAGACUGGCAGAUAAAACCCUGCCAGAGCUUCUGGAAGUGGCUGAGAAAGUCUACAAUCAUCAAGAGAGUCCUGAGGACAAGCAGGCCCAGGUCGCCGCCACUGCCAGUGCCAAGCAGACCUGUGACUUUGCUAAGAUCCUCCUGGCCACAUCGACCAGGUCCCCAGAGCUUACUUCUUAA